Messenger RNA from Pseudomassariella vexata, 581 nucleotides. RefSeq lists its product as uncharacterized. The record is from RefSeq and is a predicted model, not a curated record. Lineage: Eukaryota; Fungi; Ascomycota; Sordariomycetes; Amphisphaeriales; Pseudomassariaceae. The transcript has a single exon. Bases 170 to 487 code for a protein of 105 amino acids.
GUCAUCAUAACCAGGUGCGCAUUUGCCGACGAACGCAAUGUUUUAGUUUCCAGUGAGCCAUAUACGCACAAACUAUGCUGGGUUAUCUAACGUCGGCGAAUUUGCUGGCUCCAGCAGGCCUAGACCUGACAAUAGGGGCACUUCGAGGAGAGUAUCCUAUCAACCGACCAUGAUGGACGACUUUGCCGAUUUUUCCACCGCGGGCUCCAGUAGAACUUGGCAAGACAACAGGGAGACUUCGAGGACUAAAUCCUACCUACAGACCGUGACGAACAACCCUGCCGAGUCUUCAGCGGGCCCCAGAACCUCUCGGCCAGACCACAUCUUCUUCAUCUCAGCGACUGGUUACUCCUACCGCACCGCGAUGAACAUCCCUGCUACGUUCCAUCAGCAGGCUCCAGCAGGCCUCAGCCAAACAACAAGGAGAUCUGGAGGAACGAAUACGACGCUGCCAACGGUGCCCAUUUCAGCAUCAAACAGAGAGUAAUGAAUGUAGACAAGAGGAAGCAUUGUCAUCCAUUACUCGUCCCGGUCGAGGUGGAAAACGAAAGGUUGCGCCGCGGUGGAGAGAGCUUCUCCAU